AUGAGCCGCCAGGCAUUGAAAGAUGAGCUGGACAACCCUGAUUUUGAUGCCCAGGAGGAGAUUGACAACAAUCUGGAGCUAAACCGCGAUAUUCUCAAGUCCGUGGCUAUUGAAAACACCGAGAUCAAGGAUAAACCACAGGACAAAGUGGUUCAGCAGACUGCCCUGUUUCUGGACGGGUACGAGGGCUAUUUCGAUCAGCACAAGCAGCGCGAAAAGAUCUCGACAACGCCAUUCUCACGGGCCCCUCCGAUCGACCAUGCAGCUCUUGUUGAGUUAAACCAGGUGCAGCCCCGCGGGUUGGAGCACAUCCAGCAGACGCUGUCGCAAAAGUACUCUUCCUAUUUCAAUCAAUGGGCUUUGGAGAUUGAGCAAGGAUUCAAUCUGUUAUUCUAUGGAAUUGGCUCUAAGCGUGAGCUCAUUACGGAUUUUGUGAAAUUCUGGGACCCAGAAGCCGCCGUAGUAGUGGCUAACGGGUACAAUACAGCCUUGAGUUUGAAGGAGAUCAUCAACACGUGCGUUUCGUGUGUUGUUCCCGAAGAGGUUUCUUCGGAAUGGCUCAGACAACCCUCUGAACGCGUCAUUCUUCUAACCGAAUACUUGGAACAAAAUAAAAUCAGUCUGGUACUGGUCAUUCACAACAUCGAUGGUCAAGCUCUGCGAGAUGCUAAAUCACGAGAGUUUUUGUGCCGUAUUGUGGCGUCUUCGUCCGUUUCUUUGGUGGCUUCCGUCGACCAUUUCAAUGCUCCAGCGUUAUGGACGGCCGAGCAAGUCAGUCAGUUGAACUUUGUCUGGCAUAAUGUCACCAACUACAAACUCUAUCGCACAGAGACCGCUUAUAUGGAUCUUCUGAGCCUUGGAAAGAGCAGAGCGGCCGUUGGAGCCAAUUCCGUCAAAUACGUGCUUUCGUCGUUGACUCAAAAUGCCCGCAGUCUCUAUCAAUCACUUAUUAUGCAACAAUACGAGCGCAUGUGCGAACAGAAUUGCGGUCAGAAUACUAUUGGAACGGUAUUUCAUGGAGUCGAUCUACAGAGCUUUUACCAGUUGUGUGUGGAGAGCUUUAUUGUAUCGAAUGAACAGAACUUCAAGGUAAUGUUGUCUGAGUUCCUAGAACACAAAAUGGCAGUCAGAGCCAAAAAUAAGUCUGGCAAAGAGGUCGUGUUUGUUCCAUAUACGCUGGACGAUUUGGAGCAUUUGGUUAGCGAUACUUAG
Molecule: messenger RNA, 1212 nt
Organism: Wickerhamiella sorbophila
Lineage: Eukaryota; Fungi; Ascomycota; Dipodascomycetes; Dipodascales; Trichomonascaceae
Product: Origin recognition complex subunit 2
Exons: 1
Coding region: 1-1212 (403 amino acids)
Biological process (GO): DNA replication
Cellular component (GO): nucleus; nuclear origin of replication recognition complex
Molecular function (GO): DNA replication origin binding
Source: RefSeq, a predicted model, not a curated record